UCACACUAUGAAGAGAUCUUACUAUGAAGAAACAGGAAGGUUAUUAAUGGUACUUAUAUGGUUUCCAGAAUUAAUAUUAACUCUAAGAGUAUUUACUCUCUAACGCAUGGUUUAUAGAUACAGCACUGAUAGAAAAAGAUCAGAAGAAUUACACAGUCAUAAUGCAACUAGCUAGCAGAAUAACAACACUUAACACUCAUACAGUGUUUACUAUGUAUUGUGUUGGAUUGUAUCCCCCUAAACUUCCUAUGUGGAGGCCCUACUGCCCAGUACCUCAGAAUGUGACCCUAUUUAGAAAUAGGGUACUUUCAGAUAUAAUUAGCUAAAAUGAGGUCCCAUAAUCCAAUAGGACAGGUAUCCUUACAAGAAGGGGAAAUUUGGACACAGUUGCCCACACAGGGAGAAUGCUAUAUAAGGAUGAAGGGAGAGACUGGGGUGAUGUUCUUACAAGCCAGGGAACUCCAAAGAUCACCAGCAAACCACCAGAGGAGGGGAGAGGGAGAAAGCAGAUUCUUUCCUCAGGGAACUCAGAACCAACCAACCCUUCCAGUAUCUUGAUGCUGGACUUAAACUUCCAGAACUGUGAGACAAUAAAUUUCAGUUUUUUUAAGCCACUCAGUCUGUGGCACUUUGUUACAGCAGCCUUAGCAAACUAAUACACUAUGUGUCCAGACACUAUUAUAGGAACCUGCAUAUUACUCAUUUAAUACCACCUCCAUUUAGUUACUUUCACCUAUUCCACUUUAUAGCCAACAAAACUGAGGCACAUAGAAGGUAAUUAUUUUUCCCAAGUUCACAAUUAUUAAGUGGCAGAGGCAGGAUUUGGGAAAUGACACAAAUGGUAUUGACAGAGCAGUCCCAUAGCAUGGAUGAAUACUUCAAUUGUCUGGCCACUCAACAUCAAAGUUUGAUUCUCUGACCCUCUAAAGCUUUCUCUUAAUGCACUUUCUAAAAUGUUCUAGUUAUUCCUUUCUGCUUUGUGUCACUGGAGGAUCUCAGUUCUGGGCAAGAUCAGUCUGGAUUUGGUGAGACCAAAUAAUGACAAUGGAGUGUUGGGCGUAAAAGGGUUUGUACCAAGCUUUAUUCUCAUGGUGGCAGGUCCAGUGCUGGAAUCACAUCUGCAUCUGGCAAGUCUGCAGUUCACUUCAGACUAACCUGGAGCUCUUUGUACAACAACACAGACAAUAGAGGUUCACUGCCGACAGGUGUGGAAGCAUGCACCUGCCCAGUAGACCAAUUACAUAACUGCACAUGUGCUGUGAGCAAGUAGAUUAGGGUCAGGGGAGGAUCCUAACCACAGGAACUUCCAAAUCCCCUACAGCUUAAACUUAGCUGGACUAGAUUUAGGAGCCCUCAACUAAUAACCAUGACUGAUAAGACCUCCAGUUAGGAAAUGGAGUGCUGGGGCAAGCUGAAGUAUGAACAGAACCUGACACUGGACCCAGAAAAAAUAUCCAAGUGAUCUCUAACUACUUAUUAUAUGGGUUUUGAGUUUACACAGAGCUAAUGAAGGGCCUAUCUGACAAGCCUGGCCACAAAAGUUAAAUACUCUGAUCUUAAAGUAGCUUCAACUAGUCAGUCUGACCAUAAAGACUUUAAGACCUCUCUCCAAAAGCAAAGCUCUAGAAACUAUACUGGAGUCCAACUGAGGGGUGGAGGGUAGAGAGUUAAGGAGAAUAAUAGAGGAUUCCAAAUAAAAGAGACUUAGAUUAGUAAUUGAGACUUGGCUUUUCCUACACAUCAAAGCUGACAUUGGCCCAAGCUUGAUAACUGCUUUUCUUUAUCUUUCAUCACUUAAUUCACUUUAUGUUAACUCCCUGAGAAAACACUGCUUUCAGAAACUGUUUCACAACUUGAUAAAUAUAUUUUAAAGCAAAACAUUCACUUCAGAUAUGGAUUGAAUUGUGUCCCAUAAAAAUAUCUGUUAAUGGGGUGGGGGUAUGGCCCGCCCCGCCCGCAGACACAGACUUCCGGCUUGUCCUCGCCGUCCUCGCACUUCCGCUGACGUCGCCGGUCAGAGGUGUCAGGCAAGAUGUCGGCUACUGGUCGCUGUGAGCUGUUGCUGAGACGAGCAUCUUGGCGACAAGCUCCUCUGUGACAAAAUCGCAGGAGCGAGUUGUAGGAGGCGGCGGAUCCGGCGCAGCCGGGUGUGGACGCCGAGGAGCCGCGGCCGAGGGCCGUGACUGGGAGUGGGGAGUGUGAGGGCCGGAGACCGGUAAUGCCCCACUGCCCCCGGGAAAGCCGGGUGGCCUAGCGCCGCGGGGUCGCUCCAUGCCGCCGACUGGUCUAGAGCCCGCCAGAAUGAACAGGAAGAAAGGAGACAAGGGUUUUGAAAGCCCAAGGCCAUAUAAAUUAACCCAUCAGGUCGUCUGCAUCAAUAACAUAAACUUCCAAAGAAAAUCUGUUGUGGGAUUUGUGGAACUGACUAUAUUUCCCACAGUUGCAAACUUGAAUAGAAUCAAGUUGAACAGCAAACAAUGUAGGAUAUAUCGAGUAAGGAUCAACGAUUUAGAAGCUGCUUUUAUUUAUAAUGACCCAACCUUGGAGGUUUGUCACAAUGAAUCAAAACAGAGAAAUCUCAAUUAUUUUUCCAAUGCUUAUGCAGCUGCAGUUAGUGCUGUAGAUCCUGAUGCAGGAAAUGGAGAACUUUGCAUUAAGGUUCCAUCAGAGUUACAGAAACACGUUGAUGAAUUAAAGGUCCUAAAGAUACACAUCAAUUUUUCUUUGGAUCAGCCAAAAGGAGGUCUUCAUUUUGUGGUACCCAGUGUAGAGGGAAGUAUGGCAGAGAGAGGUGCUCAUGUUUUCUCUUGUGGGUAUCAAAAUUCCACAAGAUUUUGGUUCCCAUGUGUUGAUUCAUAUUCUGAAUUAUGUACAUGGAAAUUGGAAUUUACAGUAGAUGUUGCAAUGGUGGCUGUUUCCAAUGGAGAUUUGGUGGAGACAGUGUAUACUCAUGAUAUGAGGAAGAAGACCUUCCAUUACAUGCUUACCAUCCCAACAGCUGCCUCAAAUAUCUCCUUGGCCAUUGGACCUUUUGAAAUACUUGUAGAUCCGUAUAUGCAUGAGGUUACUCAUUUUUGUUUACCUCAACUUCUUCCAUUGCUUAAACAUACCACGUCAUACCUUCAUGAAGUUUUUGAAUUUUAUGAAGAAAUUCUUACAUGCCGAUACCCAUACUCCUGUUUUAAGACUGUAUUCAUUGAUGAGGCUUAUGUUGAAGUAGCUGCUUAUGCUUCUAUGAGCAUUUUUAGCACAAACCUGUUGCACAGUGCAAUGAUUAUAGAUGAGACACCUUUGACUAGAAGGUGUUUAGCCCAGUCCUUGGCCCAGCAGUUUUUUGGAUGUUUCAUAUCCAGAAUGUCUUGGUCUGAUGAAUGGGUACUGAAGGGAAUUUCAGGCUAUAUUUACGGACUUUGGAUGAAAAAAACUUUUGGUGUUAAUGAAUAUCGCCACUGGAUCAAAGAGGAACUAGACAAGAUAGUGGCAUAUGAACUAAAAACUGGUGGAGUUUUACUACACCCCAUAUUUGGUGGAGGAAAAGAGAAGGAUAAUCCAGCAUCCCAUCUACACUUUUCUCUAAAGCAUCCACAUACACUUUCCUGGGAAUACUACACUAUGUUUCAAUGUAAAGCUCACCUUGUAAUGAGACUGAUUGAAAAUAGGAUCAGUAUGGAAUUUAUGCUACAAGUUUUCAAUAAACUGUUAAGUUUGGCUAGUACUGCUUCAUCUCAGAAGUUUCAGUCACAUAUGUGGAGUCAGAUGUUGGUUUCCACAUCUGGGUUUUUGAAAUCCAUCUCAAAUGUUUCUGGCAAAGACAUCCAGCCUUUAAUAAAGCAGUGGGUAGACCAGAGUGGAGUGGUAAAAUUUUAUGGAAGUUUUGCAUUUAAUAGAAAACGAAAUGUCUUGGAAUUAGAAAUAAAACAAGAUUAUACAUCUCCUGGAACUCGGAAAUAUGUGGGACCACUUAAAGUGACAGUGCAAGAGUUAGAUGGAUCCUUUAAUCAUACAUUGCAAAUUGAAGAAAACACCCUUAAACAUGAUAUACCCUGCCAUUCCAAAAGCAGAAGGAAUAAGAAGAAAAAAAUUCCACUGAUGAAUGGAGAACAAGUUGAUAUGGACCUCUCUGCAAUGGAGGCUGAUUCGCCUUUGCUGUGGAUAAGGAUAGACCCAGAUAUGUCAGUACUGAGAAAAGGCGAAUUUGAACAAGCAGAUUUUAUGUGGCAGUACCAGCUCCGCCAUGAGAGGGAUGUUGUUGCCCAACAGGAGUCCCUUUUGGCCUUGGAAAAGUUCCCUACUCCAGCAUCUUGCCUUGCACUCACUGACAUACUAGAACAAGAGCAGUGUUUCUACCGAGUGAGAAUGUCAGCUUGCUUCUGCCUUGCAAAGAUUGCAAAUUCAAUGGUGAGCACAUGGACAGGACCACCACCCAUGAAGUCACUCUUUACUAGAAUGUUUUGUUGCAAAACUUGUCCAAACAUUGUGAAAACAAACAAUUUUAUGAGCUUUCAAAGUUAUUUUCUACAGAAGACUAUGCCAGUUGCAAUGGCUUUAUUGAGAGAUGUUCACAACCAUUGUCCCAAAGAAGACUUAGCAUUUAUAUUAGACUUAAUCAAGUACAAUGACAACAGAAAGAAUAAGUUUUCAGAUAACUAUUAUCGUGCAAAAAUGAUUGAUGCCCUUGCCAACUCUGUUACACCUGCUGUCAGUGUGAAUAAUGACGUUCGAACUUUGGAUAACUUAAAUCCAGAUGUACGACUCAUUCUGGAAGAAAUCACUAGGUUUCUGAAUAUGGAAAAACUUCUUCCAAGUUACAGACACACCAUCACUGUCAGUUGUCUGAGAGCCAUAAGAGUGCUUCAGAAGAAUGGACAUGUGCCAAGUGAUCCAGCUCUUUUUAAAUCUUAUGCAGAAUAUGGCCACUUCGUGGACAUUCGGAUAGCAGCUUUGGAAGCAGUUGUUGAUUACACUAAAGUAGACAGGAGUUAUGAAGAACUGCAAUGGCUACUUAAUAUGAUUCAGAAUGAUCCUGUACCUUAUGUAAGACAUAAGAUUCUAAACAUGUUGACUAAGAACCCACCAUUUACUAAGAACAUGGACUCUCCCUUAUGCAAUGAAGCCUUGGUGGAUCAACUUUGGAAACUUAUGAAUUCUGGUACUUCACACGACUGGAGGUUACGGUGUGGUGCUGUGGACUUGUACUUCACGCUUUUUGGCCUCAGUAGACCUUCCUGCUUACCCUUGCCAGAGCUUGGGUUGGUUCUUAAUCCGAAGGAGAAAAAAGCUGUCUUGAAUCUGACCAUAAUUCCAGAGGCCAUAGCAGGCAACCAAGAAGCUGUGAUUAAUCCAAGUGGGCACAAACAGCUAGUUGGAUUUCAGAAUCCUGAAGAUGAUCACCUUGCCAAGGAAGCAACAUGUAAUAUAUCAGCUCAUCAGCAGGGAGUGAAGAGGAAGGCUGAUACACCACUGGGGUUCCCACUAGAACCUGGUCAAAUACUGGAGAAGAAUGAGGAUAGCAGUAAAGUCAAACUCAAAAUCAGAUUUUCAAAUUCUCAAGACGAGGAGGAGAUUGAUAUGGAUACUGUUCAUGAUAGCCAGGCGUUCAUUUCCCAUCAUCUAAACAUGCUUGAAAGGCCAUCAACUCCAGGGCCCUCUAAAUAUCGGCCAUUAAGCUCCCGAUCUGCUGUAAUACCCCAGCACAUACCAGGCUGUGAUGGAGCACCUACCACAAAACCACAGUGGAGUAUGGAACUUGCACGAAAGGGAACAGGUAAAGAACCAUCAUCUUUGGAGAUGAGUAUGCAUCCAGUUGCAACAGCUCCACUCUCAGUGUUUACUAAGGAAUCUACGUCCUCCAAACACAGGGAACACCAUCACCACCAUCACCAUGAGCACAAGAAGAAGAAGAAGAAGAAGCACAAACAUAAGCAUAAUAGUAAGGAAAAGGACAAGGAACCUUUUGCUUUCUCCAGCCCUGCCAGUGGCAGGUCUGUUCAUUCUCCUUCCCUUUCAGACUGAGAAGGGGCAGAGACCUUUCCCUCAGUGUACAGAAAAUACAUAAAUAUAUAUAUAGAACUAAGCUUUGUCCUCUGUAAAGAACAAAAGGAAACAAAAACAUAGUUAGCCAUCUCAUAAAUUUCAGAAUCCAUAUAAGUUCUAAACAUUUGAUUCACAGUAUUUAUACAAUUGAGAUCUAAUUAGGAAAAUGUGUUUUAUAGUUCUGAAUAAAUCAGUUCAUCCUGUUUUCUCCUUAAACACAAACACACCCCCAAACAUUUUCCAUAAAGGUCCUCAUACCCACUGGCAGUCCCCAUUCACAUCAUGGUCUCCAUGUGUACUGCCAAAGCUAAUGAGGCUUUAAAGUCUUUGGAUGUUAAGGGGCAAAGUUAUGUUUUAAAAAGAAGCUAUUGCCAAAUCUGGGUGAAACCACUAUUUCCAGUGAAAUACUGUAUAACACCAUUUGGAGCUACUGAAAAAGGCUUUUCUAUGGGAAUGUUCACUAUUACAUGGGUUUUUUUGGGUGUGAACCAUAGAUGCUAAAAAUCAGAAUUUAUGAAGAAUACAUUAGAUUCAUUUACUCCGAAGUACUGAACUUUAAAGAAGGAGCUCUUUAAAAAAAUUGAGUAACUAUUUGAUAGUGCAUUCAGCAAUCAGGGUGCUGGAACUUGACAGAACUCUCAAAUCCAUAAUUGUUCUCAAUUCAGGAUGUUUAAAUUACCAGUUCUUUUUCUCACUAGGUAUGAGUGAAUAUGUUCAUAUUCAGAACAUGUUUGCUAAAUAAGGACAAUUUAUAUACUCAGCACAAUCUAAAAAUUAUUACUGUCUAAAACAAAGUUGGAACCUUAAAAAGGUGGUUAUAUACUGUUUAUUAAGUUGUACAUAGACAGUUUAGCCCUCAUGUGAGCAAAGCAAAGGCAUUUCAAAAGAAUGAAACAUUUUGGUUUCAUACUUCACUAGUUUGUAUGUUUGUCCUUUUAUUUUUAUUUCUGAAUUUACCCUGUGCUUUAAUGUUUGUUUAAAAAUAUUUUUCUCACCCGUUCAGUUUUUUAUCAUUUCCCUUAUCAUUAGAAAAUUUAACAAAACACUUCUUCACAGAAUAGAUAAUUCAAAGGGAUCCAAUUAUGUUGGACUUUUAAAUAUACUACUUGUAGUUGUGUUUAAGUUGUUUAAUAAAUAACUUUUUAA
Messenger RNA from Manis pentadactyla (Chinese pangolin), 7179 nucleotides. Its product is annotated as transcription initiation factor TFIID subunit 2-like. The transcript has a single exon. The coding region runs from base 2272 to 6012 and encodes 1246 amino acids. The record is from RefSeq and is a predicted model, not a curated record. Gene Ontology annotation, biological process: transcription initiation at RNA polymerase II promoter. NCBI's taxonomy places the organism in Eukaryota, Metazoa, Chordata, Mammalia, Pholidota, Manidae. Gene Ontology annotation, cellular component: transcription factor TFIID complex. Gene Ontology annotation, molecular function: RNA polymerase II general transcription initiation factor activity; transcription cis-regulatory region binding; chromatin binding.